UUCAAAAAAAUCUUAAACUUCUAAUAAAUCUUCUUUCUUCUAUAAAAUGGAUUGGACCAGAGGCCAUACUGUAGGCCACGGCUCCUCCGCCACGGUAUCCGUUGCCAAGUCACGUUGGUCCGAUGAUGUUUUCGCUGUGAAGUCAGUAGAGCUAUCUCAGUCGCAAUUCUUACAAAAGGAGCAGAAAAUUCUGUCCCAAUUAUGGUCCCCCUGUAUAGUUACCUACAAGGGGUACGAUGUUACAAAAGAGAACGACAAAUUCAUGUUUAACCUUAUGAUGGAGUACAUGUGUGACGGCACACUUACAGAUGAAAUUCAGAAACAGGGUGGUCGGAUCAACGAGCAGUUGAUUGGGUAUUACACGAAGCAAAUUCUACAAGGACUAGAAUAUAUACAUUCAAAGGGCAUAGCACACUGUGACAUUAAGGGACAGAACAUUUUGUUAGGUAAAACCGGUGCCAAAAUUGCCGACUUUGGUUGUGCUAAGUGGAUUGAUCCGGCUGAGAGGGACGGUGGCGCAGAGCCAAUUGGUGGAACGCCGAUGUACAUGGCACCAGAGGUGGCGCGUGGGGAAGAACAAGGGUGUCCUGCUGAUAUUUGGGCAUUGGGAUGUACUAUUAUUGAAAUGGCCGCUGGUGGAUCACCAUGGACUAAUGUGACCAACCCAGCUUCAUUGCUUCACAGAAUUGCAUUUUCAGGGCAAUCCCCUGAAAUUCCAAAGUUACUGUCUUUACAAGCAAAAGAUUUCUUAAGCAAAUGCUUGAGAAGAGAUUCAAGAGAAAGAUGGACGGUGAAAGAGCUCUUCAAACAUCCAUUUCUUGAGGAAUCCAAUUUGAAUACUAUGGCAAAUCAAGAUUUUGUGACAAGCUCCCCGACAAGUAUUCUUGAUCAAGAUAUUUGGAGCUCAGUCGAGGAAUCAGAAACCAUGGAUUGUUCAAUACAAAGAGUUAGCUCGAUAGAAUCUCCUCUGCAAAGGGUAAGAGAAUUGGGUUUGAAUUCAGGAGAAUUGAAUUGGAGAUGGGAUGAUGAACAGAGAUGGAUAACAGUUAGAAGAAGAAAUGAUUAAGUUACGGAACAAUGACUCUUGCUGUAAAUUUUGUACUAUACAACAGUGUACAGAUCCAUUAACCAAUUAAAUUUUUCUAUUUUCUCUUUC
Lycium ferocissimum is the source of this 1156-nucleotide messenger RNA. RefSeq names its product mitogen-activated protein kinase kinase kinase 18-like. Lineage: Eukaryota; Viridiplantae; Streptophyta; Magnoliopsida; Solanales; Solanaceae. The transcript has a single exon. Gene Ontology annotation, biological process: protein phosphorylation. Bases 47 to 1066 code for a protein of 339 amino acids. The record is from RefSeq and is a predicted model, not a curated record. Gene Ontology annotation, molecular function: protein kinase activity; ATP binding.